CUGUACUCUAGUCUCCCUGAUUUCUACGCACCGCAAUAAUAUAAUACUUAUAAAUUUUCGGAGUUCAUCGUUAGCGGUGUAGUUUUAAAAAAUUGCGUAAUUCCACGAUAAGAUCAAGUCGCGGAUCCCGUGUAGGGUGGAUUGCGGCGAAAUACGUGCGCAAUUAUAAAUUCGCUCCAUUUUCUUCGUGAUAUUGAUUUGAAAAAAGGAAACCUGUGCGCCAUCGUCGUGAAGUAGUGUGGCUUACCGCAUUCGUGUGUGGUGCGUGUGUGCGUGUGUCUUCAGCGAGUGUUUUUUACUCGCCGAAGAAAUAUACUGUAAAAUCAACGUAAAAUAUAAUUUUUUACGAAAUAUUCGUUAGCCUUGAUAACGAAAAUGUCUGUGACGUUCGCUCAACGAUCUCGGCCACCGAAUCCAGCUCAAAUACAAAAGAUGCUGGAUGAGAACAGUCACCUCAUUCAGAGCAUUCAGGAAUGUCAGAACAAAGGAAAAUCUCAAGAGUGUAUACAGUAUCAGCAAAUGUUACAUCGUAAUUUAGUCUAUUUAGCAUCCAUAGCCGAUGCGAAUCAGAAUAUUCAAGCUCUGCUUCCGCCUCCUCAGGGAAUGCAAGCAAUGGCUAACGGACCUCAACACAAUAUGAUGGGACCUCAAGGACCUCAGGGUCCCCCCAGCAGCGCAGCAGUUCCUGCUGGACCUGGUGGUGACAUGCCUCCAAAUUCUCAACAACCUCUGCCUAUGUCUGGCUUCUCUCAAGGUCAGCCUAUCGCUCAAGGUGGAUACAGAGGGCCUGUGAUACCGAGCCAAGGGCCAGCCAUAAAUCGACCAACGGCAGGCCCAGGACCCCAGCAAUACAGAGGUGGACCCCAGGUGUAUCCACAACAGCCGAACCAACCUGGUUAUCCAUCAGCAUACAGCAACCAGAGUCCAGGAGCAAAUUACCAAGGGCCACAAGGUUCGGCAUACACGCCAGGUCAGCCAAAUCAGUACGGCCCACCGAACGCGUCGCAGCAGCAGGGAUACCCAGCGGGUAAUCAACCGACAGGUUACGGACCGCCGACAACAGUGAACAGUUACGGUCCGCAGCCAGGAGGAUACCCGCCACCAGGUGGAUCUCAACCUCCAGCGGGUUACGGUCCACCGCCACCGAAUCAGCAGGGUUAUCCACCGCCGAGCGCGUCGCAGCAGUCGUUCCCACCGAACAGUCAGCAACAAGCGCCGGGUCAAGUUUACGGAAGUCCGAGUCCGCAGCCGAAUUAUCAACCGCCGACGCAAGGUGGACCGCCCCAAAAUGCGUACAGCGCUAAUCAAUCGGGCUCUUAUCCGCCGCCAUCUUCCCAAGGUUAUCCGAAUAACGUACCGGCCCAAAAUUAUCCUCCACCACCGACCUCGAACGCUACGCAAUCGGGAGCUCCACCUCCUCAGCAACCGAGCGGUCCCCAACCGAAUUACGUAAACCAACCGAGUCCCGGACCGGUUCCAUCCCAAUAUGGAGGCACUUCGACCUCACCACCGUUCAGCACAACGUCCGUCAGCGGCGGUAACACUUACGCACAAAGUACUCAACCAACGAGUACACCCUCCGCCUCCACUCAAACUUAUCCUUCGAGUAGCGGCGGGCCACCGCCCUCUUCUCAAGGUGCCACCAGCUACGCACCACCAGGACCUUCCCCGACGGGCUACCCUGCUCACCAACCUUCCCAUCCGCCGCCUCAUCAAUCUUGCCAUCAACCUCCUCAUCCUCCCCACCAAGGCGGACCUCAUCAACCCUCUCAUCAAGCCUCCCAUCAACCUUCUCCUCAUCAAUCGCCUCACCAAACUGCUCAACAAUCCCAGCAACAGUCUCAAACUCCCCCUCAGUCCCAGCAACAGCCCCAACAACAACAAUCUCCCAGUCCCGCGCCCAGUGGCUUUCAACCACCUUCCGGACCGCCUCAAGGACCUUCCGGACCUCCACCCGGUCCGCCUCAACCCCAAACUGGCUACGGACCUCCUCAAUCCCAUCCUGCAACUACGCAAACUUACGUACCACCCUCCCCAGGCGGGCAACCACAGGUUUACUCUCCUCAUCCUCCCCAAGGCGGUCAACACUACGGACAUCCUCAAUAUCCUCCACAAAAUUAUCCUCCCCCACCCGCUGGUCAAGGAUAUCCUCAAUAUCCUCCACGUCCUCCAGGAGGACACAUGCCGCCACCUCCUGGUCCUCAAGGUCCUCCUCCCCCGAACCAAUACGGCGGUUAUGGCGGUUAUCAACCGCCGCCUCAGUGAGACAACGCAUUUUCUUCUCUCAACCUAUCAGUUUCCUACUCGAAAAAACCUCGUUACUGAUAAUCAUCGAUUAAUCAUUGAAACAAACUGCGAAUUAUUCAAGCUGAUAAAUGCCGAAAAAGGUUUAACAAAAAGACGAUUUAAUGGCACUAAAAGUAUGCAAUGUUCCGUUAUGAUAAAUCAUAAAAAAUCUUUCAUUUUUAUUUCUACAUUCGCGGAACGCGUCAAUGCCUCCUUUUCAAUUGUAAAAAUAUAUUCUCAUCUUCUUUUCGUAUAGGUACAAAAUAAUACCAUUUAAACACUGUUAUUCCGAACUUUAUAUAUAAUUUCUUCAUCAACGAAUUGAAAGAUUCGAUAAAUCGAUCGACUCAACGAGACUAUACUUAGUAGUUUUUAACAUUAUCGUCCGUAGAUUAAAAGUUUUAACAUUGUAUAAGGUAACUAUAGGAAAUUGAAUAGGCACCCUUUUUUGUGAGUUUGAAGUAACCUGUUCGUCAACUUUGUUUUGAUUGCGUGUAUAACUAAGGAAUUUUAUUUUCUUAAUGUUAAUUUCGGUUGUUCAUUCCGAACUGUAAAAGCAAAGUGAUCUCGAUAUUUUUUUCUUUUUUUGCACUGCGAACUAUUAAGUCCUGUUUAUUAGAGCCUACAUUCCCAUCCGAUCUUCGCAUAAUAAUUUAAUGCUACACGUAUUGUAAAUUAUUAUAUUGCGCCUAAUGACCGAAAAUUUCCUUCGGCCGCCAAUAGUUUUUGUAUUUUUCUAAUUUAACGUAAAACAAAAAAAAAGAACAAUCGAAGUAGAUACGUAAACGAACUCGAAUGACCGCUCAAACAAUGAAUUUUUGUGCUCUGCGAUAGAUUUCCGUAUGGAUAUAUGUUAUUUCGUUUUUCUUAUUAUUCAUGAAUAAACAUGAGAAUCGUGGGGAUGCAAAACUGAAUUAUAUGCUACCGUCGAAUUUAGCGAAAUGUCAGUGAAUCCUUAUGAUCAACUCGCGUAUGUGUGAUUGAAAAAAAUGCAAAUAUACGUAUGUAUACAUUUA
This is a messenger RNA of Venturia canescens, 3302 nucleotides long. RefSeq names its product basic salivary proline-rich protein 2-like. Bases 376 to 2265 code for a protein of 629 amino acids. The transcript has 5 exons. NCBI's taxonomy places the organism in Eukaryota, Metazoa, Arthropoda, Insecta, Hymenoptera, Ichneumonidae. The record is from RefSeq and is a predicted model, not a curated record.